Molecule: messenger RNA, 1636 nt
Organism: Coccinella septempunctata (seven-spotted ladybird)
Lineage: Eukaryota; Metazoa; Arthropoda; Insecta; Coleoptera; Coccinellidae
Product: proton-coupled folate transporter-like
Exons: 5
Coding region: 52-1566 (504 amino acids)
Biological process (GO): transmembrane transport
Cellular component (GO): membrane
Molecular function (GO): transmembrane transporter activity
Source: RefSeq, a predicted model, not a curated record
UUUAUUAGUGAUAAUGUGACCUAGUGACAGUUUAUAUUGAAACAUACAAGGAUGACUUCUACACAGGAUCUCGUGAGCCAGUCAAAUGUCGAUUUAUCACCGAAAAAGGACUCAUUGCCGGGUGGAGCAAUUAGGAGGAAGUGGAAUUAUCUGAAAGAAGUGAUAACUGUUGAGCCUCUUGUAACGUCUUACUUAGUGGCUGCUGUUAUAUGUCUACCAGCUUUAUUAACCCUCGAACUUGAGAAAUCGUGUCGUUCCAACUUGGGGUUGAACGAGACAGUGUGUAAAGCAAUACGAGACAGUGAACACGACAAUUACACGGAUGUCAAUGAUGAAAUAACGAUUCUUCUGAACGGGGUUCACUCGUGGCAGGCUCCAUGUCAAAAUUUCGCGCCACUGAUACUUGUGCUCUUCAUAGGGUCCUACAGCGAUCGACGCCAAAUACGGAAACCCUUCAUGAUUUUGCCGCUUGUUGGAGAACUGUUUGCAGUUGUUGGAUGCAUCUUAUCGGUGAUUUUCAUGGAAGAAUGGCCUGUUGAGGUGCAGGGUUUUCUCCAAGCGGUGGUUCCUUCUCUUUUCGGUGGACCUACGAUGUUGAUAAUGGCGGUUUUCUCGUAUGUAGCGGAUUCCAGCACUGUGGAAAUGAGAACUGUAAGGAUAGCUAUAGUGCAGAUGAUUCUUAACGUAGCUAUACCGAUAGGACAGUUCUUGAGUGGUUUUCUCUUUAUCCGUUUGGAUUACAUUGGUGUUCUUCUGGUUGCCGCUGGUCUUUAUCUUUUCGGUAUUGCUUACGGCAUAUUCUUCAUCAAAGAAGCGAAACUACCCAAGAUUCAAAAAGACAAAAGUUUGUUAGCGGACAUGUUCGACCCAACUAAUGCACUGGACACGUUUAAGGUCCUUUGGAAGAAAGAUGCCCACAAGGAUCUGCCUCUUCUUUGGGGUAUCUUGGUAUUAUUCUUCAUUGUAACUGGUGUUUCAAAUGUAAAUCUUACAACAUUGUUCCUGUAUUUGCGAAAUACUUUUCAUUGGACCGGCCCUGACUUUUCUCUCUUCUCAGCAACAAAUACUGUUAUUCAUUUGAUUGGUAUUGUCCUAUUCGUGCCGCUUUUCACGAAAGUCUUCAAUUUGAGCGAUGUGACAAUAUUAAUUUUCACAUUUCUGGAUAAAAUAGCCACCACGAUUAUUACAGGAUUGGCAAGAUCAAACAUAGUAUUAUAUAUAGGGUGCUUCGUGAGUAUAAUCACCAACAUCACAAUUGUAGCACUGAGAUCAAUGGCUACAAAAGCUGUAUCUGAAGAAGAUCUGGGAAAAGCCCAAUCGCUUUUUGGCAUAUGCGAAGCCUUAGGUAUAGCUGCAAUGACACCACUGAUCAAUACAGUAUUCACGGCAACUCUUAAUGAUUUUCCAUCUGCGUUUAUUUUCAUUGAGACCAUAGUGUACACUGUAUGCUUCCUGAUGGCAUUUUCUUUCUACUGCAGAGGAAAUGAGCCAAAUGAAGAGAAACAACCUCAAGAAAGAGCGGAAUAUAAAAUGAAGAAUGAUGAAUUUCAGACUACACAUAUAUAGAUUAUACAUACUGAUUAUACACGAUCAUAGUAUUCGUUAAGUUUCAAAUAAAUAUAUUUUUAUUACAUUA